AUGUCUUCCUAUGACUUGUGUUCUCCCACCCCCUGUGGCCCAACCCCGCUGGCAAAUAGCUGCAAUGAGCCUUGCGUCAGGCAGUGCCAGGACUCGACAUAUGUGAUCCAGCCCUCCCCUGUGGUGGUGACCCUGCCCGGACCCAUCCUCAGCUCCUUCCCCCAGAACACUGCUGUGGGAUCCACCACCUCUGCAGCUGUGGGCAGCACCCUCAGCUCUGAGGGAGUGCCCAUCUCCUCCGGGGGCUCCUUGGGAUUUGGGAGCUUUGGCUACCCAGGCCUGGGCAGUGGGUACAGCCGGCCCUACCGUCGCUACAACACCUACCGCAGUGGUUUUGUUGGAGGCUACUUCUUCAUGUUGACUAGUAAAAAGGAUUUGGCUGAUGACCUUUACGCCAAGAAGUCAUUUUACAGCCAGGAAACUUUGGAAACAUUGUAUAUAUAA
Phalacrocorax carbo (great cormorant) is the source of this 444-nucleotide messenger RNA. NCBI's taxonomy places the organism in Eukaryota, Metazoa, Chordata, Aves, Suliformes, Phalacrocoracidae. The record is from RefSeq and is a predicted model, not a curated record.